AUGAUUGGUACAGCAAAUAGUGAACCUACCAGCAACGGAUUGAGAUUGACAAUUAAAACGCGUGACACUCGUGGAGACUACCAUGUAGAUGUGAAGAGACCACUCAAGGGAGCUGAACGGAAGCAAGUGGGAGAAAAAUUGCAAAAGCAGAGUGCUGCCAAUUAUCAAAAUGAAUUAUUAAGGGAUAAUAUGCAAUUUGGAGACGAUGUUCCACAUUUUGUCCAGGAAAAUUAUAUCUACAGACAAGCGAAGAUGGAGAAGCACAAAAAAAACGCUGGCAUGAAACCCAAUGAGAAAAAUGAUGUGAUUAAAUCACUCCAAAAAAUGUCAACAGAUCCUCGUUAUAUAAAUACCAUACACGAGAUUGGUUAUGCCAGAAAAGAGCUGGAGGGUCAUAUGAGUGUUAGGAAAAGCGUCAUCUGUGAUAUUGAGGCUUCAAUGACAUCGUAUCUAGAAGAGAAAGGUAAUACGUCCAAACAGUUUGAAGAAGGCGAAAAUGACUUUGUCAAGGAGUUAACACGUAUCGCGAAGGAGUUUCCACUGUGGACUGCUGCAGCAAUUCCAGUUGCUGGAAAACAUGCUUCAACAGCUCAUCAAGAAGGGUAUUUCGCUAUCUUGCGGGAAAGAGUUUUUGAACACAUUCGUUUACCAUGUCUAGGGAAUCGAUUUGUGCUCGAACACCUCCACAGUCUGAAAAGUGGCAGCAAUUUGCUUGCUGCCAAGUUGAAACAUUUCAACCAUCAGCGAGAGGUCUUGUCCACUCCCACUCUGAAGGAUGAAACUGUUGAAGAAAAUGAAAAUAAUCAUCCAAAAUCUCCACCAAAAAGAAAUCACUUGAUUGAUGAUACUGAUUUAUUCUCUUACGAAAAAUGGAGAGGACUUAAGAACAAACAACUUUUUAUUGUCAAGAGUGAAAGUUCUGAAUCAAUAAUGAAAGAUAAUCUUGACGCUAAGAAAGACGAAUCUUCGAUUCAUAACACUGCAACAAUUCUUUCUGAAAUUCUGAAUUAUGAAACACAGAUCAACAAUCUCGCUGAUGAUUCUACUAAAAAUAAUGAAGAUCAAAAUUUGAAAUUUAUAAAUGACAACUUAAUGGUAAGUGAAAAAGCUGACUAUGAAGUGGUGGGAGAUGAAGUGUUGAAUAAUGAAGGAAAUGAUUUUGACAUUCCUCUCAAUUAUCUAGAGAAGAACCCAAAAAUCAACUCACAUAUACCAUACACCCCAAAGAGAGACUCAUCUAAUUUUUUUUGCACCUCUCAAGUAUACACAAGCACACCACUUUUAGAUCAUUCAUAUGCUAAACUAAUAUCAAGUUCUGCGGCUAUAUUAUUGGAAGAUAUUGGAAGUUUAGACGAAGAACGUGAUUCACCAACCAAUGGAGAAGAAAAAAGAAGACUGAAGCCCGAGAAUCAGGAAAAAAGGAACAAUGACCAGAAUUUAAUCGCCCCGCAUCCCAAAAAUGAUAUUUUGUGUAAUGAGGAAAUUGUGGAGAAGAACGUGGGAAAAGUCAAGAAUAGCGGAAAACAUGAAAUAGAAGGCAAAAUGAUUUCAAAGGGUUUUUAUUUUCGACCCUACCCUGAAAUCAAAUUACUGAAUGAGAGGAAAACGUCACGGAAAAAAGGAUUUUUGUUACUUAAUGGCAAUCUCUGCAGUUUAAUACAAAUUAAGAAUGCCCAAUAUCCAUGGAAUUUUAAUAAUGAAAAAUUUAAAAAUAUGCCAAUCCAACGCAAUGGAAUUAAAGUUUACGUAAAAAACACCUGUGGGUUAGAUACAAUUGUUCACAUCGUACAGUUUUCUGCCCUGGAUAACCCAACGUAUCAUUCAUACAUAGAAAAUUCAGCCAACGCUACAUUGCAAUUAAUCUUCAAUUUCAUGAAAACAGGACUCACUCGUCAAAUUUUAUUAGAUCGCUUGAAAAUUUUAAAUCAAUUUUAUACCAUUGAAAAAGAUCCGGACUCCACAAAUCUUUCUCCGUAUUUUCUUGACGCAGAGACUUUUAUAACACGUUCAUGGAGCAAUUUUCUUGACAGUGAGCCCAGUGGAUAUGAAACCUAUCAGUGCACCAAUAAAGAUUGCAUCGGAAAAAAAAUUUAAAAAAAUACCAUUUCUCUCUAUCAAUGAGAAUGUAAUAAGACAAAAUGGAUAUCAAGCUUUGCAAGAUGCAUUGCUGUAUCAUCUUCAAAUUUUUAAUAUAAAGUGUCUGCAGCCAGGAUGCACGGGAACUCUUACAAAGAAAACUGAUUUGAACAUUCACAUCUGCAUCGAAUUGGAUGUGAGAGACUGCGCUGCGAGAGAGAGAAGCAUCGCAUGUUCUCUGCAUGACUUUCCCAUUUCUCUCAAUUUAGAACGAAAAUAUCGACUUGCUGGUGUCAUUCAUUAUAUUUCCAGGC
Temnothorax curvispinosus is the source of this 2390-nucleotide messenger RNA. RefSeq lists its product as uncharacterized. Lineage: Eukaryota; Metazoa; Arthropoda; Insecta; Hymenoptera; Formicidae. The transcript has 5 exons. The record is from RefSeq and is a predicted model, not a curated record. The coding region runs from base 1 to 2094 and encodes 697 amino acids.